GGCCCCGGGGGCUGCCGAGGGUGGGGGCCAGGGUGGUCUCUCCGGGCGGGCGCCCCCUGUCCCCGGCCCCUCGGGGGAGUCCCGGCAGCGUCCCCGCCGAGAUCGGGGGUGGGUCGGUCCCUGGUUAGCUGGUCCCUCCCUCUUCCCCCUCCCCCUAGUGGUUUCCGGGGCCUGCGGGACCGAGGGGUGGGAAUCGGGGACCCGAGACCCUCGCCCCGGCCGGGAGCCGGGCUGGGCCUAGCGCCCCCGGGUCUGUCACCGGCAGGGGAAACUUUCCCCAACCGCACCGAGCUCCAACACCCUCCGCCGCCGCCGCGUCCUCGAAUCCCACUCCCACUCCACCUCCUCCAAUGCCUUCCCCUCCCACCGACCCGAAUCUCGCUGCGUGUGACGGAUGGGGCAGGGAGCCAAUCGAAGGUGUGGAUUUCUCUUGGAUUUGGCCACAGAUUUAUAGAUCUUCUGCACUGUAUACAGGUACAGUUGCUGAUAUGUGUUCAAGAUGAGUGGGAUGGGAGAAAACACCUCUGACCCGUCCAGGGCAGAGACAAGAAAGCGCAAGGAAUGUCCUGACCAGCUCGGACCCAGCCCCAAGAGGAGCACUGAGAAACGCAAUCGUGAACAGGAAAAUAAAUAUAUCGAAGAACUUGCAGAGCUGAUAUUUGCAAAUUUUAACGACAUAGACAACUUUAACUUCAAACCUGACAAAUGUGCAAUCUUAAAAGAAACUGUGAAGCAAAUCCGUCAGAUCAAAGAACAAGAGAAAGCAGCGGCUGCCAACAUAGACGAGGUGCAGAAGUCAGACGUGUCAUCCACGGGGCAGGGUGUCAUCGACAAGGAUGCGCUGGGGCCCAUGAUGCUGGAGGCCCUUGAUGGGUUCUUCUUUGUAGUGAACCUGGAAGGCAACGUUGUGUUUGUCUCAGAGAAUGUGACACAGUACCUAAGGUAUAACCAAGAGGAGCUGAUGAACAAAAGUGUAUAUAGCAUCCUGCAUGUUGGGGACCACACUGAAUUUGUCAAAAACCUGCUGCCAAAGUCUAUAGUGAACGGGGGAUCUUGGUCUGGCGAACCUCCCAGGCGCAACAGCCAUACGUUCAAUUGUCGGAUGCUGGUGAAACCUUUGCCUGAGUCUGAAGAGGAAGGUCAUGAUAACCAGGAAGCACAUCAAAAAUAUGAAACUAUGCAGUGCUUUGCUGUCUCUCAACCAAAGUCCAUCAAGGAAGAAGGAGAAGAUUUGCAGUCCUGCUUGAUCUGUGUGGCACGGAGAGUCCCCAUGAAGGAAAGACCGGUUCUUCCCUCAUCAGAAAGUUUUACUACUCGCCAAGAUCUCCAAGGCAAGAUCACAUCACUGGACACGAGCACCAUGCGGGCCGCCAUGAAGCCCGGCUGGGAGGACCUGGUGAGGAGGUGCAUUCAGAAGUUCCAUGCCCAGCACGAGGGGGAGUCUCUGUCUUAUGCCAAGAGGCAUCACCAUGAAGUGCUGAGACAAGGGUUGGCUUUCAGUCAGAUCUACCGUUUCUCCUUGUCCGACGGCACUCUUGUUGCUGCACAAACGAAAAGCAAGCUCAUCCGUUCUCAGACUACUAAUGAGCCUCAGCUUGUCAUAUCUUUGCAUAUGCUUCACAGAGAGCAGAAUGUGUGUUUAAUGAAUCCGGAUCUGACUGGACAAGCAAUGGGGAAGCCAUUGAAUCCAAUUAGUUCCAGCAGCCCUGCCCAUCAGGCCAUGUGCAGCGCGAACCCAGGUCAGGACAUGGCCCUUGGUAGCAAUAUGAAUUUCCCCAUAAACGGCCCCAAGGAGCAAAUGAGCAUGCCCAUGGGCAGGUUUGGUGGUUCCGGGGGACUGAACCAUGUGUCGGGCAUGCAAGCCACCACUCCUCAGGGUAGUAACUAUGCACUCAAAAUGAACAGUCCCUCACAGAGCAGCCCUGGCAUGAAUCCAGGCCAGCCCACCUCCAUGCUUUCACCGAGACAUCGCAUGAGCCCUGGGGUGGCUGGAAGCCCCCGAAUCCCACCCAGCCAGUUUUCCCCCGCAGGAAGCUUGCAUUCCCCCGUGGGAGUUUGCAGCAGCACAGGAAAUAGCCAUAGCUACACCAACAGUUCCCUCAACGCACUUCAGGCCCUCAGCGAGGGGCACGGGGUCUCUUUGGGGUCAUCGUUGGCUUCGCCGGACCUAAAAAUGGGCAAUUUGCAAAACUCCCCAGUGAAUAUGAAUCCUCCCCCACUCGGCAAGAUGGGGAGCUUGGACUCCAAAGACUGCUUUGGGCUGUAUGGGGAGCCCCCAGAAGGCCCAGCUGGCCAGGCAGAGAGCAGCUGCCAUCCUGGAGAGCAAAAGGACACCAGUGAGGCCAGUGGACCCCAGGGUGUGAGCAGCGAGCGAGCUGACGGGCAGAACAGACUGCAUGACAGCAAAGGACAGACCAAACUCCUCCAGCUGCUGACCACCAAAUCCGACCAGAUGGAGCCUUCGCCGCUGUCCAGCUCUUUGUCGGACACAAACAAGGACUCCGCGGGUAGCUUGCCCGGUUCCGGGUCGACACAUGGGACCUCGCUCAAGGAGAAGCAUAAGAUUUUGCACAGACUCCUGCAGGACAGCAGUUCUCCUGUGGACUUGGCUAAGUUAACAGCGGAAGCCACGGGCAAAGAGCUGAGCCAGGAGGCCAACAGCACAGCUCCUGGUUCGGAGGUGACUGUGAAACAGGAGCCAGUGAGCCCCAAGAAGAAAGAGAAUGCACUACUUCGCUAUUUGCUGGAUAAAGAUGAUACUAAAGACAUUGGCUUACCGGAAAUAACCCCCAAACUUGAGCGGCUGGACAGUAAGACGGACCCUGCCAGUAACACAAAGUUAAUAGCUAUGAAGACCGAGAAGGAGGAGAUGAGCUUUGAGCCUAGUGACCAGCCUGGCAGCGAGCUGGACAACUUGGAGGAGAUUUUGGAUGAUUUGCAGAAUAGUCAAUUACCACAGCUUUUCCCAGACACGAGGCCUGGCGCCCCUGCUGGAUCAGUUGACAAGCAAGCCAUCAUCAAUGACCUCAUGCAACUCACAGCUGAAAACAGCCCGGUUACACCUGUUGGAGCCCAGAAAACAGCACUGCGAAUUUCCCAGAGCACUUUUAAUAACCCACGACCAGGGCAACUGGGCAGGUUAUUGCCAAACCAGAAUUUACCACUUGACAUCACAUUGCAAAGCCCAACUGGUGCUGGACCCUUCCCACCAAUCAGAAACAAUAGUCCCUACUCAGUGAUACCUCAGCCAGGAAUGAUGGGUAACCAAGGGAUGAUAGGAAACCAAGGAAAUGUAGGGAACAGUAGCACAGGGAUGAUAGGUAGUAACGCCGCCCGGCCCACCAUGCCAUCUGGGGAGUGGGCACCGCAGAGUUCCGUGCGAGUCACCUGUGCUGCUACCGCCAGCGCCAUGAACAGGACGCUCCAAGGAGGUAUGAUUCGGAAUCCAGCCGCCAACAUCCCCAUGAGACCCAGCAGCCAGCCUGGCCAAAGGCAGAUGCUUCAGUCUCAGGUCAUGAAUCUAGGGCCAUCUGAGUUAGAGAUGAACAUGGGGGGCGCCCAGUAUAGCCAACAGCAAGCUCCUCCAAACCAGACCGCCCCGUGGCCUGAGAGCAUCCUGCCCAUAGACCAGGCCUCCUUCGCCAGCCAGAGCAGGCAGCCGUUCGGCAGCUCCCCCGAUGACCUGCUGUGCCCACACCCUGCCGCCGAGUCUCCCAGCGACGAGGGCGCCCUCCUGGACCAGCUCUACCUGGCCUUGCGGAACUUCGAUGGCCUGGAGGAGAUUGACAGAGCUUUGGGAAUUCCCGAACUGGUCAGCCAGAGCCAGGCAGUCGAUCCGGACCAGUUCUCGAGCCAGGACUCCAACAUGAUGCUGGAGCAGAAGGCGCCCGUCUUCCCCCAGCAGUACGCGUCUCAGGCCCAGAUGGCCCAGGGGAGCUAUUCUCCCAUGCAGGACCCCAACUUCCACAGCAUGGGGCAGCGGCCCAGUUACGCCACACUCCGCAUGCAGCCCAGACCCAGCCUCAGGCCCACAGGCCUGGUGCAGAACCAGCCGAAUCAGCUGAGGCUCCAACUGCAGCAUCGCCUCCAAGCACAGCAGAAUCGCCAGCCCCUUAUGAAUCAAAUGAGCAAUGUGUCCAAUGUGUCCAACCUGACUCUGAGGCCUGGAGUACCAACACAGGCACCUAUUAAUGCCCAGAUGCUGGCCCAGAGGCAGCGGGAGAUCCUGAACCAGCAUCUCCGCCAGAGACAGAUGCAUCAGCAACAGCAAGUUCAGCAAAGGACUUUGAUGAUGAGAGGCCAAGGGUUGAAUAUGACAUCAAGCAUGGUGGCUCCUAGUGGGAUGCCCGCAACUAUGAGCAACCCCCGGGUCCCCCAGGCAAAUGCACAGCAGUUUCCAUUUCCUCCAAACUACGGAAUAAGUCAGCAACCUGAUCCCGGUUUCACUGGGGCUACCACACCCCAGAGCCCUCUGAUGUCACCCCGAAUGGCGCACACGCAGAGCCCCAUGCUGCAGCAGACCCAGGCCAGCCCCGCCUAUCAGGCCUCCUCCGACAUGAACGGAUGGGCACAGGGGUCCAUGGGUGGGAACAGCAUGUUUUCACAGCAGUCCCCACCUCACUUUGGGCAGCAAGCAAACACCAGCAUGUACAAUAACAAUAUGAACAUCAAUGUAUCCAUGGCAACCAACACAGGUGGGAUGAGCAACAUGAACCAGAUGACAGGACAGAUCAGCAUGACCUCAGUGACCUCCGUGCCUACGUCAGGGCUGUCCUCCAUGGGUCCCGAGCAGGUUAAUGACCCUGCUCUGAGGGGAGGCAGCCUUUUCUCAAACCAGCUGCCUGGAAUGGAUAUGAUUAAGCAGGAGGGAGACGCAUCACGGAAAUACUGCUGACACUGAAGGUAGCUGGUUGCUUCUUUCUUCAGCUGACUGGGCUCACUUGCUCACAACACUUCCUGGUCUGGGAUGGAGAGCUGCGUCUAUUUGUUUUGACCCCACCGGCCUGCCA
Molecule: messenger RNA, 5009 nt
Organism: Myotis lucifugus (little brown bat)
Lineage: Eukaryota; Metazoa; Chordata; Mammalia; Chiroptera; Vespertilionidae
Gene: NCOA2
Product: nuclear receptor coactivator 2
Exons: 23
Coding region: 500-4894 (1464 amino acids)
Biological process (GO): cellular response to hormone stimulus; positive regulation of transcription by RNA polymerase II
Cellular component (GO): nucleus
Molecular function (GO): nuclear receptor binding; protein dimerization activity
Source: RefSeq, a predicted model, not a curated record